AUGGCUGUUCUAACUGCCGCUGAGACCGUAGAGGCCAUCGCCAUCAAGGUGCAAGACAUUGAUGCUCAGGCAGUAUCAAUUAACGCUGCCCUCAACAAGAUCACAACCACUAUCGCGGGUGUCUGGGAUCUGGAAACGAACAAGAAGGAUGAAGUUGAUACCAGCAGAGCAGUCUUCAUCCCUCACAAGAAUCCAGGCUCGGAGUCCGUCGUGGAGGGCGAUGACCGCAAACUCGUAGACCCCCUGCAUUUUGCCCCUGGUGGUAAAUACCGAUCAAUUCUCAAGCUCUUCAUCAAAUACGAAAACCUAGGCGACAACAAGUUCGCCCACGGAACCGGCUGGCUGAUCCGCCCCGACGUGAUGAUCACCGCCGGUCACAAUGUCUUCACAUGGCGAGCCAACGGCGGAAGAGCCCGCGAGAUAAUCGCCUACGCCGGAUACAACGGCUCUUCCAGCAUCAAUGACGCCACCGUCGAAAUUCGCAAAGCAAAGCGAGUUGUUACGACCUCGCAGUGGUUGUCCAAUCGUGGCUCCAUGGCCCACGACUUCGCGAUGGUUAUGUUCGACGAGCCCUUCACUAACGUCACACCGUUCCCCUACAUCGAGACCCCGGCGAAAGAUAAGCUAGAGCUCGGCGUUGUCGGCUAUCCCGCCGACAAGAUUGACGAGAGAAACGGCGAGAGGGGAGGCAGGAUGUACGAGCUGUUCGAGACCACGGAGUUCAAUCUCAUGGAACAGAAGGAUACCAUGCUUCAGCACUUCAUCGACUCCGAAGGAGGAAACUCCGGUGGCCCGGUACUAAGAGGCUCUGAUCUCUGCGCUAUCGCUACACACGUUUACGGUGGCGACGCCAACACCGCAUCGGUUCUCGGCCGCUAUGGAAACCCUGUACAGGACUACAUCGCGGCCUUCGAUCUCCCCCUAGCGAACCCCGGACAGAUCAACCUAGUCCCAGUCAACAGCGACGUCAUCUCGCAAGCCGACGCCGCCACCGGACACCAAGUGGGUGAGAUCGCUAAGCUCGGCGACAACGUCGUGACCCCUGUGAGCGAGAAGACUGGCAAGACCGAGUUUUGGAUCUUCGAGGGUGUCGACGAGAUCUUCCGCCUAACGAAGGACAUCGCGGAGACCCUUGGCCCCGUCAUCGCCGGACCCAUCGGCGCCGCGAUUCUGCCUACUAUCGUGCAAGGAAUCAAACUCGCGCAGCCUGAAGGCCACUUCGACAUGGACGCCGCUCUCCGCCGCGCCCUGCUAGCCAACAGCACCUUCCUAGUCGCCCAACAACGCAACGCCAAGGAAGAAGGCUUCUUCGACGGCCUCCUCGAUACCAUCAGCGGGCCGAUCCUAAAGCAAAUCCCCGUCCUCGGUCCCAUCGCAAGUCCUGUGGUCCGGGUCCAGUUCUCGGAUAUCAUGACCGCGAUCGGCCUGGUCGGCGACGCAGCCGACAGGCUCGUCAACGACGUCGCAAGCGAAAUAACCCGGGGCCUCGUCACGCGCGCGCAGAUCCCGAUUCUGGAUCUGAUGAACAUCGUUUCUAAGGCAGAGAGCGCUAUGGAUGUCGAUUCCGCGGCACCUACAAACGGCAACGCGAGCGAGAACGAGGCUGCGUUUAUCCAGCAGCUCGCCCAGACUAUUUCCGCCAAGAGCAGCGGAGCUCAAGAGGAAGGCUGGCUCGACGACGUCGGCGGGUUCUUCCAGGGUGCGGCGCGAUCUGUCGGGGAUGUAGUAUCGGAUGGCGCGAAGCUAGUCGGCAAGGCCACGCUCGACGGUGUAGGAUUCGCCGUCGAUACCGUGAACGACGGGAUUAACACCGUGUCCAAGGUUCCUGUUGUCGGUGACGUAUUCGGCAACAUGAUCCGAGACGAUCCUGCUUACAUGAUACUGACAAUGCUCGGCACGGCAGCUAAGGAGGCGCGAAUCGAGAGCGCCAUCGACGGUGAAGUCGCUAACAGGGAGAGUAAGCCCGAGGGCCUAUUCGACGAUCUGACUCGGGAGAUCGGAAAGGUGGCGCAGGCGUUAGUCUUGCACCAGGUGCUUGCGGACCGGUUCCUGACGGUGCAGAUGGCGAGACCGGUGACGCAGCUUAAGGAGGAGGGAUUCUUCGACGAUGUGGGUGAUUUCUUCAAGGAUGGUAAGAACAUCAUGGCCAUUGGUGGCGGGAUUAACGCUGCUGCGGCGGUCACACCUUUCGUGCCUGUUGUAGGCCCCAUGGUUGGGCUUGGGCUCUUGGGCGUUGGCACUGGUGUGGCUUUUGUUGGCGCCGCCAUGGAGGGGUAAUCUGGUGGCUUUUUUCUCGGUGAGCUAUGCUGGCAUGGCGGCGGCUUUGGGAUUGGGUUUGUAAUGGGAGUUGUUAUUUAUUAUGAGCGAUUUUG
This is a messenger RNA of Annulohypoxylon maeteangense, 2372 nucleotides long. RefSeq lists its product as uncharacterized. Bases 1 to 2277 code for a protein of 758 amino acids. NCBI's taxonomy places the organism in Eukaryota, Fungi, Ascomycota, Sordariomycetes, Xylariales, Hypoxylaceae. The transcript has 4 exons. The record is from RefSeq and is a predicted model, not a curated record.